This is a messenger RNA of Spodoptera exigua (beet armyworm), 632 nucleotides long. NCBI's taxonomy places the organism in Eukaryota, Metazoa, Arthropoda, Insecta, Lepidoptera, Noctuidae. The record is from the annotation of a GenBank genome assembly.
AUGGCCUACAGGAGACAGUCCGUUUGCAGCCUGACACAAUUACGAUUCGGUCCAGUCCCAAUACCGACACCUCUUAUUACACGGUUUCCCACUAUCCCAACACCAACUUUCCUAAUGCCUUUCCCAACCAUGCCAACGUUCCCAUCUGUACAAGACAUAGCAAACUCAGUGCCAAAAAGAGGUGGAACUUACACCGGUGUGGCAGUGAGCACACAGGCAGAGGCAAAGCUAAACGGUGAUGGUACUGUCAUUAAAAAAGGCGGUUCUACUAUUGUGAUCAAUGACGACGGGAAAGUCACAGUGCAGACCUCUGGAGAUGCACCACCAGUCGUUGGGAUCAAGAAUAAAAUAUUUAAGCCGAUUCCACCAUUUAAGUUCAAGAGCAUGUACGACAGUUUCGAUAAUUUCAAAAAUUUUGGCCGGUUCCAUAAUUUUCCCAACUUGAAGCCAAUCGACCCUCAUAUGAUCAAGACAUACGUGCCCAAAAGUGGGGAGAUCUUCCAAGGUCAUGCCAUUGCCAGUAACAGUUACUCAUCUAAUAUCAAUGGAAAGAUAUCACAAGGAGGUCACAUAGUCACCAUACUGAAUGACAAUGGAAAAGUUAAAGAAGAAAAUAUAGCUUUUUAAAAAAU